CAAUUAGUUUGAGAAUUACGGUUAAACGCUGCACAUCGAUACGAAUUUUUUGAACGGAGAAAUUAAUUGCUCAAACCUUUAAAGUAACAGAACAUAUAAAAUGAUAUAAAAUAAAAUUCUUACACCAAAAGUCAAAUAGUAUCGAACACUCAAAAGUGGAAAACAGACAUACAGCGACGACAUUGUCAUCAAAAAUUGUGUAUAUUAUUUCAAGUGUCAUUUAUUUGGUUAAUUAAUCUGUUUUGUUUUUUUUUUUUGUGCCAAAUUUUGGUGUGUUCUCCCUCUCUUUUUAUAAGAAAAAGUGUUGUGUUGCUGGCAUUGGCAUUGUUUUUUUUUUUAUAAUAUUGUAAAAGAUUUAUCGCAUUAAAAAUAUUUACUCUUCAUAAAGCUACAUAUUGACAAAAAAAUUGAUAAGAAGCUCUCACAAGUCACUUGCAUUUUCGCAAAACCAAAGUCAGUAGUAUCAACAAAUUGCAGCUUGCAACAACACCACAUCAGAAACAACCCCAACAACAGUAGCAAAAAUGAGCGCUAAAAAUAUUCCUCGUCGCCAGGCUGUUCCAGUCCUUUACACCCGUGGAACUCAUUAUGAGGUUGGAUUUGACAUGGGUCGCACUUUUGCAUCGGUUAUUAAAAACUUUUUGCUAUUGUCGGGACCAUUGAAUGAAGUCUAUUUGCCAUUGUAUGCCACAGAAAAAGGAAAAAAUGCCUAUAACGAAACGUUGGAAAGUGUAAAAAACUCAUUCCCUCAAUACAUCAGAGAAUUGGAAGGUGUAGCCGAGGGAGCUCAAGUCGAAUUCCAUAAGCUCUUCCUUUUGCAUAUGGAUGAUAUACUGCCACAAAGCGUUAAACAUUUAAAUUCAAUUAAAAAACAGCCAGUAGGAUGUUCUACAAUCAUUGUAAAUGGAGAACAUGAGCGUGUUUUGGGUCACACUGAGGAUGCUCUAACCGAAACUUUGAAUCACUAUUACUUUGUGGUUGCCCAUAUUAUCAACGAAACACCCCAAGGAAAAUACAAUGUCAAGGAGGAACGUUUCAUGUCACUGUGCUAUGCAGGUCAUUUGCCAGGCUAUACCAUGAAUUACAAUCACCACGGUUUGGUAUUCUCCAUUAACACCUUAUCGGCUGAAAUAUUGAGAAGUGGCAAAACACCCAGACAUUUUGUCACACGGGCUUUGUUAAGUGCCGAUAAUUCAGACCAAGCUUUGAAAAUUCUUAGGGAUGCUGGAGUGGGUGCUGGUGAUGGAUGUUCCAUAAACAUGUGCUUUAUAAACGAUCCCUCAAAUUUGUGCUACAACAUUGAAAUGGCCCCAACCGAAGGCAAUACCAAAGAAUCGACAUUGAAUAUUAGAAAAAUUCAAACCGGUGAACACAGUUAUCAUGCAAAUAAAUACGAACGCAUUGAAAUCGAACAAGCCAAUCAGAUAAUGUUGGACUCCAGCAUUUCUCGCAUGAACACUUUUGGUACCUAUGAGCCAGCGAAAAGCAAACAAGAUGUAAUAAACAUGCUGGGCGAUUGCAGCGGUGGCGAGCAUUGUGUCUUUCGUGAAGAUGGAAACCUGAGCCAGGAAGUCAAAACAAUUGCCAUAGGAAUUUUUGAUUUGAAUGAGAAGACCGUCGCUUUAUACUCGGACAAUCCACGUACCACUGAACCCCAUUGUGUGUUGCCGAUGAUAUUGAAGACAAACUGAAGCAUAUUUGUAUAGAUGUUGUUAAUCGAAUUAUAUAUGUAUAAGAAUCUAAACAAAAUCAUUGCCAUUUAAAAUAAAAAAUUUAAUGAUUUAAUGCAAA
This is a messenger RNA of Stomoxys calcitrans (stable fly), 1791 nucleotides long. It is a transcript of the gene tan, whose product is annotated as beta-alanyl-dopamine/carcinine hydrolase. NCBI's taxonomy places the organism in Eukaryota, Metazoa, Arthropoda, Insecta, Diptera, Muscidae. The record is from RefSeq and is a predicted model, not a curated record. The transcript is spliced from 8 exons. The coding region runs from base 525 to 1691 and encodes 388 amino acids.